Molecule: messenger RNA, 4023 nt
Organism: Drosophila takahashii
Lineage: Eukaryota; Metazoa; Arthropoda; Insecta; Diptera; Drosophilidae
Product: cilia- and flagella-associated protein 61
Source: RefSeq, a predicted model, not a curated record
CCAAGUACUCGCACUGAUGAAUGACUUUGAUGUUCGCCUGGCUGAAGUGGCGGACCUGGAUGGGAUUAACAAGCUGAUCCGAUCGCCGGGUGUCAAGUGGUUCGGCAAUAUCCGUCCCAAGUUUCGGGGCAAGGACACCCUGUUCCAUUCCUAUCAGACCUACAGGAUGUUGGCCACCUGCAGGCAAUCCUCUAAAUUGGUGGCCUACGCCGAAUUCCGGAACUAUCCCUCCAUCACCGCCCUGCCCACGGAUUGCUGGCUGGAGUGGCUGUGCGUGAGAUACUGCUUAACAUUGUCUAUCAGCUGGCUGAAUGCUUUGUUCUUCAACUUUUGCAUCUACAAGAGUGAGGCAUCAGCGGUUCUCGUAGAAAUCGUGAAGGAGGUGCUGUACAGGGAAAACAGGGUGUGGUAUCUGAUCGCAGUAAGGCCUCCGUAUGUGCGACAACCCUCCCAUUUCGUUGAGAGUUACGAUGAUUUGGAAAAAAUAGCCCAGGUGAUUUACCCUCAGGAGUUUAGCACGGAUAAGAACUCUAACACGCAGUCAUUAUAUAUUGUGCAAAGGUUCGAUCUACUGCCGAGGAUUUCUUACCGAAAGGCACUCCCCGAGGACAAUGAUGAUAUAAUUGAACUCCAAUCAGUCGAGAUGCCCGAACUGCGAGAGGAGCUGGGCGAAUUCUAUAUUGCCGAGGAGGUGAUGCGACAGGAUGCCGAUGCCAAGAAGAGCCUGCUCGUUGUGGCUGAGACAACCAACCAGUGCCAGGAGACCGAGAUGGCCCUCUUCCUGUGGCUGAGCACGGAUAUAGAUAUUAUGUUCUAUGUGUGUAACUACGAGGUGGAGCAAUUGGGCAACCUGGUGAAGCCCGUCGAUAGACAGUCGUUCCACUAUGAGACUAUUACGGUGUCCUCUGUCCAGCGAAGAGCAGAGGCCAGCAUGUUCACCACAGAUGCCCUGGACGACUUGGAUGCCGUGACCAUUUUGGGAGGACUGCAGAAGGUUGACAGCGGUAUGAGCGUGGCCAGCGUGGGUAAAUUGAAGGUAAGCUCCAUUGGUGGCACAAUUGACGAUACGGUCGCUGCGAGCGAAAACAAGUUUUACAUGCGUGAAUGCCUGUACUCCAAGUUCAAGUACAUCCUUGAGAAACUUCACAGCCCCGAGUACUAUUUGCGGCACGAGCACAACGUGAUAAACUUCAUAUAUCCCGCCGGACUGGAGCCUGCAGGUCAGGCAGCCAUGGAGGCGGCCUCCAACGUAUUCAUCCUGAAGUGUUUGGUGGCCCGACAGGACUUUCCCCUGCCCCGCCUCUUCAACGCAUUGGUAGCCAUGUUCUGCGCUUAUCCGGAGAGGGACUAUUGCAUGAUGCUGAUAACCUCGAAGAACAAGGCCAGCAAGAGCUUAAUGGAAUUGUUGCAGUACUUUAUGCCAGUGGUCUCACGACCAAGUAAUGUGUGCGACCUCGACGAUGUGUACAUAACCCAUCGGAGUACCAUCUUUGGGGAGAUUAGCCUGUACAAGCUGGCAAAGGAAGAUGUUUCCGUGGUGCACAAAAUGGCCCUGGGAAACUUGAAAAGUGAGGAGAAUUCCCCCGAAUCUAGCACCAGUAGCUUCUCGUACUGCUCCAAGGUAAACGAACGGGCGGAGUUGGAUCAUGAGCUUCAUGUGCUGGAUGCAAUAAUGAAGGAUGUGCUGGAGAACGAGUUCAGUGAGUACGCGAUGUUCACGAUCCGGUGUGGAAACUCCACGAGAUCGGCCAAGGAGAACACUUCGAUCGGGUUUGUGGUGCUUCGACAGUUCCACAGCCAUGACAAGCUCUUCGAUCACUACCACCUGCCCAGGCACGACAAUCACUUAAAUGGACGACGGGCCGAGAUCAUAUCUCUGCGAUUGCAUCCACUCUUCUUGGUCAGCGCCGAUCUGAUAUUCAGGGAUUUGGCCAGAAAGACCAACUUUUACGACUUUUACUUUAUCAGUGCCUUUGAAGGUUAUAAGUACAGCAACGAUCUGAAGAAAAUGAUGAUGGUUAUAGAGCCGAAGCCCGUUAAGAAGGCUCCGGUUUACUCCGAAGCCAGCGCGGAUCUGAAGAAGCCGAUGAGCCAGUUGCACCUGCCAGUUCCCAAUUUCUCCAAGGACUAUCUGAUCAUUUACCGGCACAAACUGAAUCCGGUUAAGUGGUUCACCAACAGCAGGAAACUGGUCAUAAUCGGUUUCAGUGCAGUGACGAAGGCCUUUCUGCGACAGCUAGUGUUCCAGUGGAAUAGCAGGGACCACAAGAACUCGGAGAACUUCACCUGUUUGAGUCGACUUCAAGUGACCGUUAUUUGCAGGGCGGGUAUCGUGGAGGCGGAAUACGACAAUCUUUUCAAAUGUCCCUAUUGCACAAGCUCUCUUGGAUGCUAUCUUUCCUACCAGAACCAAUCCUGCUUUGUACGGGAUUGUUGUUUGCGCAUGGACCUGCGGCACUGGGUGCACUUUGUGCCCGGUUUGGUGCAGCAGAUUAAUAGAGAGAAAAAGGUCGUGAAGCUCGAGUCCUGCGAGAUUCACUACGAUACCCUAAUGCUGAUGUGUGACCGGAUGUUUGAACUUCGUUCUCCCGAAAUGCCGAUGAACGCACACCUGCCCAGCAACCUCGUCGAGAUCAACUACCGCCUGAACAAGUUCCUGCUCUUCUACAAGGUACGGGCUCUCCUGGAGGAGAUGCCACGAACCUACUUGGUCCUGGUAUACGGUGCCAAUUUGUACACCUAUGAGUGCAUUGCCUUUUUGAUUGGCCACGGGGUCGAUUGCUCGCGUAUGAUUUUUGUCCAGCCUCAUCGCUUCACCGGCAAGGCGGCGGAUGAGAAGGAAAAGAAUCCCUACUGGGACAAAAACCUUCAGCUCAUCCUGGACGAUAUCCUUGCGGAUAAGGGCGUCUCGAUCUUUAUGGACUACGACUUUCACCACUACAACCUGCACAAAUCGUCGGACUUCAUUAUGGAGGUGAUAUUUCAGCAUUUUCCCAGUCGAAGGCAGGCGACUUUCGAAUGUGACCUUUUCAUCUCCUUCGAGGAGGGACACCUCCACCAUAGGCACAAACACUGGCUAAGGGCUGCCAACAUCGAACUGGAUGGCAAUGAUAUCCUGGUAAACGAGCAAUACCAGACCAACGAUCCUGAUAUCUAUGCAGUGGGCACAUUUGUCAAGAUCCGAAGGACGCCUAAUUACCAGUACAGGUUUGUCAGUGAACGGGAGUUGGCCCGUAAGAUGUUACACUAUUUGGGCAUUGUCAUCCAGAAAGAUUUUGAGGAUCGAUUCUCGGAACCUCUGCUCUUUCAGGCCAUUCUCCCGAUGCGAUACUUCAUCACAAAAAUCACCAUGCCGCGGAGAUAUCUCCAAUCGCAUUUGAAUGUCAUGGCCAAUUGCAAUUUGACCACGUAUAAGAAUAAAACCUUCUGCCGCGUAGGAUUAUCCACUCAUAUGUUGGUAGAGGAGAUCGUGGUUGUGACUAAAAUGGAGUGCCAUUUGGACUUCCUGCUGCACUUUUGUGGCAAGCACGAGUUGCUUCUGAACAAACUCAAGUCGCGCUACAAGGCCCACACGAUUCACAAUUUUCUAAAGUAUUUUCAAGAGCCCUGGACUCAGUUGAUCAUGCAUGAGAGCUUCCAGGACCUUCAGGCGGAGAAUAAAGAAAUGCUUAGUCCCAUGGCCACUUCCGCGCUAUCGCGAGCUGAUCGUGGAGCUUUGGGGGAUGUAACCGAUAUGGAUUUCUACACGCUCAACAAGCGCUACUUGGAGCUCAAGCUCCUCUCUUUCCUCCGGGAGCAUCGACGGGACUUUCGCCAUCCAUUUGCCCUUCCCGAGGAUUUUCUUAAAUUGGAUGUGCUCGACUUGGAACGUUUUGUGGAGACGGAGGAGGAUGAAGAGAAUGAUGCGUCUUCAGACUCGACAGACACUUAGUUUUCCGAAGCAAAGCAGUCCGUUUCUGUACUUUCCGAUUUCCUUGUGCAGUAGUGCUCCAACUCAAAUACACGUUCAACUAAAUUUGUUUA